Molecule: messenger RNA, 4016 nt
Organism: Notothenia coriiceps (black rockcod)
Lineage: Eukaryota; Metazoa; Chordata; Actinopteri; Perciformes; Nototheniidae
Gene: usp44
Product: ubiquitin specific peptidase 44
Exons: 6
Coding region: 249-2489 (746 amino acids)
Biological process (GO): protein deubiquitination
Molecular function (GO): cysteine-type deubiquitinase activity; zinc ion binding
Source: RefSeq, a predicted model, not a curated record
CGCGCUAGAGCCUACACCACGCUACAGGGACUGACAAGAUGGCGAUCAUUUUAGAAACAGAGGAGUUACUGCCGUGAAGGAGAGGCUCGAGGCCACCAUGCCCUAGGAGGGUCCCUUUUCUCAGCUCACCAUGAUCACCAUGGUGAUAUGAAGCCACAGUGAAACGUUGAAACACACAGACUCACACACAGACGGUCAGGUUCUGACUGACACGGCCCGCCAUCCAGCUGGGCAGGGCGGCGUGUGUAAUGGACAGGUGUAAGCAUGUGGGGCGGCUGCGACUAGCCCCGGAUCACUCCAUCCUCAACCCCCAGAAGUGGCACUGCGUAGACUGCAACACCAGCGAGUCUAUAUGGGCCUGCCUGGGCUGCGCUCAUGUGGCGUGCGGGCGCUACAUCGAGGAACACGCUCUGCAGCACUUUCAGCAGCACCACCACCCGCUGGCUAUGGAAAUUAAUGAACUUUACGUUUUUUGUUACUUGUGUGACGACUAUGUCCUGAAUGACAACACCACUGGAGACCUGAAGCUGCUUCGUAGUACGCUCAGCGCCAUCCAGAGCCAGCGCUAUGAGGUAACCACACGUAGUGGGCGCACACUCCGCUCUGCUAGCGCCGAUGCCCUCAUGCCAUCAGGUGCCCGGGAGCUGCAACUGAGGGACGAGGACAGGAUGUUUACUGCGCUCUGGCAUCGUCGCAGGGCGCUUAUGGGACGUGUUUUUCGCUUCUGGUUUGCAAUGACUGAAUGUGGGAAGAAAAGAGAGGAAGAAGAGCGAAAGAGGGAUGAGGAUGAAGAGCAGAAAAGGGAAGCAAGGGAGAGGAGGAAGGCUACAAAGAGAAAGCUACUGGUGGAGCUGGAGAAUGCUCCUCUCAGGAAGAGUCGGCGGUUACAUCGGAAGAGCCAGCGUGUAACACAAGCUCCAGUUGCAGCACCAACCACUCGGAGUGCACGCAGAAAGUCAAAAACCCCAGUGCCCACGUCUGUCACCCGCAGGCCAAGGACUCAGAGCCCUGCCAUGGCUACACCUAAGAAAGGUGGGCGGACAAAAAAGGUCCAACCACCUCCCAAAACUAGGAGCCGUUCUUCUGCCAACAGAUCUAAGCCCAAAUCAGCAACCCCCCUUUCUGCCCAAACACCUGUUCGCCGCAGGCAGAGUACCAAACAAGGUGGCUCACCUUUUAAGCGACGCCCCACAGUCACUCCUGGAGUGACGGGCCUGAGGAAUUUAGGCAACACCUGUUAUAUGAACUCCAUCCUACAGGUGCUGAGCCACCUCCAUUUCUUCAGGGAGUGCUUUCUGCGCCUUGAUCUGACGCAGGCACUGGAGCUGCUCGCAUCCGCCGUCCACGGCCAACUGACGGAGAAAGCCUCGUCCCAGUCCACGCUGAUCCAAAGGAGGGGAUUCCAGGCCAGCUCAGGAUCUGGGGCAGGGCUGAGCGGCGGGGCCUCACGGACCCGCAGCAUGGAGCUGAUCCAACCCAAAGAGCCCAGCUCGAAGCACAUCUCUCUCUGCCACGAGCUGCACACCUUGUUCCAGGUUAUGUGGUCUGGCAAGUGGGCGCUGGUAUCGCCUUUUGCCAUGCUCCACUCAGUGUGGCAGCUGAUCCCGGCGUUCAGGGGCUACGCCCAGCAGGACGCUCAGGAGUUCCUGUGUGAGCUGCUGGACAAGGUGCAGCACGAGCUGGAGAGCACUGGCAAGCACACGACCACUGCUGGGGUCCCACAGAAACGACUCAUUAAGCAGGUGCUUAGUGUGGUCAACACCAUCUUUCAUGGUCAGCUCCUCAGCCAGGUGACUUGCCUGGCCUGCGACCACCGCUCAAACACUGUGGAGCCUUUUUGGGAUCUGUCUCUGGAGUUCCCUGAGCGCUAUCACAGGAAUAGCAGGGAGUCUGCUCAGGCUUCAUGCCAUUUAACUGAAAUGCUGGCCAAGUUCACCGAAACUGAAGCGCUGGAGGGAAACAUCUACGCCUGUGAGCAGUGUAACUCUGCUAGGCGGCGGUCCUCCACCAAACCACUGCUCCUGACUGAAGCAAAAAAACAGCUGAUGGUCCACAAACUGCCUCAGGUCCUGCGGCUUCACCUCAAACGCUUCAGGUGGUCUGGCCGUAACCACCGGGAGAAGAUCGGAGUCCACGUCCGCUUCGACCAGCUUCUAAACAUGGAGCUCUACUGCUGCAGAGAGCCAUCGCCCAAAGGGGUUUCCUGCUCCAGUCCCAGUAGCCCCAGCAGUCCCAGCAGCCCCAGCUCCACAGGCUCGCCAAGCCCCAAGCACUUCGUUUACGACCUCUCCGCUGUGGUGAUGCAUCAUGGGAAGGGCUUUGGCUCUGGUCAUUACACAUCCUACUGCUACAACACAGAAGGAGGCUUCUGGGUUCACUGUAAUGACUCCAAGCUGAAUGUGUGUUCAGUGGAGGAGGUCUGUCGUGCUCAGGCCUACAUCCUCUUUUACACACAGCGAGUAACUCAGGACAAAGACCGGCCGCUAUAGGAUCACAAUCCGCCCUCCUCAGCGAUAUCAGCACAGCUCCAGUUGUGGUUCUUGUUCCUCUCUCUCUUUGGGCAUUUUAUAUCCUUGAGGAUUUGUCUUUUAAGUCUAUAGUUUUAAAUAAGACGAAAACAUUUCUUAAAAUCACGGUUCUGCUUUGUGAACUUCUUGUAUAUGGUGUUAAUAUUUAGGUAUUUUUUUGAAAAGAUUAUGUUUUUGAUUUGUGUACAGUUGUAUUUUAUAAAGAAGAGUAUCAGCCAAGAUGUCUCAGUAGCAGCAACCAGACUCAAAGUGUCCUCCACAGGUCGCACAUACAGGUGUAUUCACGUGUCUGCCUGUCUGCGUUCGGUGACUUGUUGAUUGUAAAUGCUGUUGAAAUGUCACUUUAGAUAGUCGUUACAUUACUGGAUGUAAGUUGUUCACUUACUAGAAAUGGCCUCCCUGUGUUUGACAGCUAAAUGAUGAGUGUUAGCAAAGACGCAGUGGCGUAACUAUCGACGGUGCAGCCGGUGCAACGCACGAGCAAACCGUUCAAUCAACCUGUACUGUACUGUAGCUAGCAGCAGCAAAGCCGGCUGUAUUUCCUGCCAGAAAUGUCUACAGAAUACGCUGUCCGCAUUGUGUUUUACUCUGUUCAUCGUCAAAGAUCUGUACACAAGAAGGGCAGGGUUUAUUUUUCUCUCUGAAGUAUUUCUGUGUCUGUCAGGGAAAACUGGCAGACCUCAAGCCAAAGCCUUGGGGGAAGUGUGUGGAAAAACCUCAGCAUUUCCAAAAUGGUUCAACAUUUGCUGGGUCUCUCUCUCUCCCUCCCCCCCCCCCCUCUUUUAACUUUCCAAAGGGAUUGUUUUAUUUGGCUAAAUGCUGCCACCUCUCUUCUCCAGAAUGUAAUUGUCUUCAGAGCGUGAUCCAUCCAUGAACUGGUGUGCUAUAAGUGCCCUUUCGUUAGUGAAUAUAUUUUUAUACUUCCAAUAAAUCCAGCAAAGUUUAGUCUGAACACCUACAGUCCCACCCAGACCAGCAUUUCGAUAAUGAAUGUAUUUUUAUACAAUCCUUCUCAGAGUUUUUAUUUUAGAAGAGGCCAUUGACUGUUUUUAAGAGUUUUAUAUCACCUGAUUCUUCAACACCACCAGCUAUGACUGUUCCAUCACCAUUGAGUAGUUGCAUGUUCAUACUGAUUUUCUUUUACCAUCUGUUCAGUAAAAUAUCAGGAUUUAACCGGAUUUUGACAUUUAUCUCCAUAAUGGAGAGAAUUGUACAAAAAAAGGUAUUCUCCACCUGAACCAUUUAUUCAAAGCACACUUUGUAUUGUUUUAUUUUUGUGACAUGUUGUUGGAAAAUGUUUUUGCUACUACUUCAUGAAUGUGUGAAUGGGUGUGUGUACAUUUAUGGAAGUUAUACUAUGCAAAUUGUUACCUCAAUUUUGUUCUAGAAAAUUACCUCAAUAAAUGAGAAUAUUUUUUCAUUUUUCUACAAAAGAUGCUGGUUUGGUCUUGUUCUCAGUUUGUAUAGGAAGAGAGCCAAGGGAAGUUU